AGGCGUGCCGUCUACUUUGGCCGGCGGCGGUACGACGCGGCGCGCGUGCGGUAUGACGCCGCCUCGGCCGCCUACCGCCAGAGGAGGCUACAGCGGCUGCAGGCGCGGCGGGUGCGGCGGCUGGCCUUGCUCGAGCGGCGGGUGGAGCGGCGGCGGCGGCGGCGCGGGCUGCCGCCGCUCGACUCGAACUACGACGAGCUGCUCUCCCACUACGAGGCGUCGCGCGAGAAGCUCGGCGGAGGGGCGCCCGGCCUGGCGGGGCAGGUUGCAGCGGUGAUGCGGCACAGGAUGAGCAAGCGGGACGUGCGCGCGCUGCGGGAGAGGGCGGUCCCCAAAGCGGUGUUGCACGGCCGCGAGGACAUCAUCGUGCGCCCUCGCGCCGCGCGGGCGAUGGCGCGGCUGCUCGGCGCCGAGUUGCACAUGCUCGACGCCAACCACAUGAGCGUGGUAGAGGCCAGCGAGCAGGUCAACGCGUUGCUGCUCCGCCACUUGCGCCGCUCGCAAAAGGCGUGGGCCGGCCGCCAGUCGCGCUGGCGCGCGGUGUGGAGCUCGGCGUGGUGGGGAGGCGGGGAGCGUGCCGGGGGCCAGGGUCCAGGGUGCAGGGAGCGGCUAAGAAGCGCACCCAGCGGGCCGGAUGAUUGGCAUCGGGCCGAGAUGAACGAAUUCCUUCCGGCCAUUCGCGAGGUGGUGUUCGCGGCGAACCACUUUGAGGCGCUCGGCUUGCCGAAUCACAAAAAGGGACACACGGGGCGGUGGAGGUUGGGUCCACGUGCGACGCCUCUGGCUGGUCCAUCAGCUGAAUCCCCUGCCCUGGUUGGCUACUCGCUCGGCUGCCGCGUCGCCUACUGGAUGGCGUGCCUCCUCGAGGCGGAGGGGCGGCCGGUCGAGCUCGUGCUGCUCGACGGGCCGGCGGCCGGCGACGACGGCUACCCGCCGCGGAUGGGCGGGUACGCGUCGGAGGUGGCCGAAGAGAUCCGGCUCAACAUGGGCCUCGCGCCGCCGCCGGACGGGCGCUCCGCCUCGCUCGGGCCGCAGGGCGGCGGCGCAAACUCGGCGGCGCAGGCCAUGCAGUUUGCGGUGAUGAAGCGCUCCGGCUCGUUCCGGAUGCUCUUCACCCUGCUCGAGGAUGCGGGCGAAGACGCCGCCGCCGCCGCGGUGCGGCUCAUCGAGCUGCCCGACCGCGUGGUGGAGCCGCUCGGCCCGGUGCGAGCGCCGGUCCUCUUUGUGCACACGGAGCAGAUCCGCGAGAACGGCACCGCCGGCGUGCUGCUCGAGCGCGUGCCGCACGCGACGGCCGCAAAGGUUCCGGGCGACCACUUCUCCUUCAUCACAAAGAGCGCGACGCAGAUUGCGGAGGCGGUCGCGGGGUGGCCCUCGCCGUCCGCCGGGUAGAGACAGCUGCGUGUCCUAGUACAGUGUUGUGUGUACUACAUGCAGGCCGGUACGUGUUGGUUUGGCCAGAUACCAUGUGAAGUUUGGGGGGGG
Molecule: messenger RNA, 1485 nt
Organism: Emiliania huxleyi CCMP1516
Lineage: Eukaryota; Haptophyta; Isochrysidales; Noelaerhabdaceae
Exons: 9
Coding region: 277-1392 (371 amino acids)
Biological process (GO): biosynthetic process
Source: RefSeq, a predicted model, not a curated record